CACACACCACCAGCACCACCAGCACCACGCUUGAACACUCUCAACCCCGCAAAGCACCCUGAUUUGUCCCCGCAGAUCUUACACGUGCUCCUCUCCUACCACACGCCUUUGUCGCAUGCGCCGUACAACGUAACCGCGGAUCUCCUACAGCCACGAUUACCAAUCCCACCCGCCGCCUUCCCCUCGCACCGCCGCCAUGUCUGUCGAGCUCGACCCCGUAGAGCUUGGUUUCAAGCGUCCCUUCCAGCAAGAGGUGUCGCAGACCCUCCGUCUCAAGAACCCUCACUCCGACCCAGUCGCUUUCAAGGUUAAAACUACCGCUCCCAAGCAAUACUGCGUGCGACCAAACAGUGGACGCAUUGAGCCUGGGCGAGAUGUUGAAGUUCAGAUCCUCCUGCAGGCGAUGAAGGAAGACCCAGCACCAGAUGCCAAGUGCCGCGACAAGUUCCUCGUCCAGUCUGUCCUUGUUACCGCUGACAAGGAGUUUACUAACGUUGGAUCUCUGUGGGCACACAUCGAACAGACCGCGAAGUCGUCCAUUCAAGAGAAGAAGAUUAGAGUUCUCUUCCUUCCCGCCGAUGCCGAUUCCUCCACACCUGCAAGGACCAACGGUGUCAGCCGCGACUCGAUGCUCUCAUCGCCUCAGUCAGAAGCUGCCGUCACCCCCCUGCGUCGCCCCACAGAGCAAGCUCAGGGUCCUGUUUCCCAUUUAGAAGACCGCCCGGCCGGCAGCAAGAACCUCGGAGAGAUCGAGCGCGAGACCUACAACCCCGCUUCUUCCGGCUCUAGUGCUGCUGCUGGCAUUCAGCAGACCGUAGCCGCAGCUGCAGCGAGCGUAUCGAAUGCUAUUCCCACAUCGCAGGCCGAGCUCCAGGCUCAGCUCGAUGCGGCCAAGCAGCAGAUUGCACGGUUGACACAGCAGGCUGAUGCCGGUCUUCGCCAGCGAAAGCCCGAGUCCACACGCGACGCAAAGAACCAGCUUGCGACCGCCACCCAACAACAGACAGCCCCUGCAGGUGGCGUCUCCGUCCAGAUCACAGCACUUCUGUGUCUGGUGAGCUUCCUCAUCGCCUACUUCUUGUUCUAAGCGUUUCUGCAAUACCCGGAGUGGAACACAAAAGCCAUGCCCCUUGCGCCAAUGAUGACCCGGGAUCUUUGACGAAGUAUAGAUUGUGGGGAAUCAGAUGACGUAUGCACGAGCAUAAUGAGCGUUCAGGCGACGUAGACAAGCAAUGCAUGGAUGGUUCGACGGUUUCUCUAUUUCUUGUGUUUGAUUUCUGCUACACUGGAGGACUUUGGGAUUUAAUUGAGUACGGUUAGGGGCGGCAUGGGCAAAGCGUGUGUCGAGUGCUGUCGCACGAGGGGGUUCGAUGUAUCAACACCUACAGAAUCGUGAUUCGCUUAAUUCUGC
Messenger RNA from Macroventuria anomochaeta, 1411 nucleotides. Its product is annotated as MSP domain-containing protein. The record is from RefSeq and is a predicted model, not a curated record. The coding region runs from base 197 to 1087 and encodes 296 amino acids. Gene Ontology annotation, molecular function: FFAT motif binding. Gene Ontology annotation, cellular component: plasma membrane; endoplasmic reticulum membrane. NCBI's taxonomy places the organism in Eukaryota, Fungi, Ascomycota, Dothideomycetes, Pleosporales, Didymellaceae. The transcript is spliced from 6 exons. Gene Ontology annotation, biological process: endoplasmic reticulum membrane organization.